CAUCCAUCAUCAAUUCCAUCAAAAUGUCGCUCCGUGCUCCCCUCCGCCGAGGAUUGCAAUUCUCCCGUGCCCUUGCUUCACGGCCAUCUCCCACUCUCAUCCCAAUCCGCUCUUUAGCCCACAUCCGACCCAGACUCUCCGCCUCCGCCUCCAUCCUCCGAACAACACUCCCCUCCUCCCCCCAAACUACCAUCUCAACCCACAGACCCUACAGUACCGGUGCCAGCACCGGGAAAUCCCCCGGCGACCUUAUCGUCGAAGAACUCCAGGAAAGCUACGAAAUCGCAAAGGACGAAUUCGAAAUCGCGACCGAAAGCACCGACUCAUCAACCAUCUACGCGGCCUCAGACCGUGAAUCGGCGCGCGACGCCCUCGAUGAGCUGGUCGCCGCGUACACGGUGUACACACGCGAUGGGACGUUCCUGGCGCAGAUGCAACAGGCCCAGGGAAAGACGCAGGCCGAUGUGAGUGUUGAUACGGGGAUGAAUCCGGCGGAGGUGGAGGAGGCGGUGCGCGAGGAGGUGCGGAAGAGGGUCGGUAGACGGGUGAGGGAGUUGGUGGCCGCCGUGGAGGGGUUGGAGGAGAGGGCGAAGGAGAGUGAUUGAUUGAUUUUAUUUGAUGGAGUAAAAAGAGGGGAAAUGUGGGGGGGGUGUAUAUUAGAUGGUAUCUACUAGGGAUAUAGGUAGGUGGUGGCUGGGUAGGAGGAUGUGCAGGUUGGUUUGGUAGGUAGGUAAUGAGAG
This is a messenger RNA of Aspergillus heteromorphus CBS 117.55, 740 nucleotides long. RefSeq lists its product as uncharacterized. The transcript has 2 exons. The record is from RefSeq and is a predicted model, not a curated record. The annotation marks the transcript as partial. Lineage: Eukaryota; Fungi; Ascomycota; Eurotiomycetes; Eurotiales; Aspergillaceae.